This is a messenger RNA of Papilio machaon (common yellow swallowtail), 2657 nucleotides long. RefSeq names its product putative tyrosine-protein kinase Wsck (gene Wsck). Gene Ontology annotation, molecular function: transmembrane receptor protein tyrosine kinase activity; ATP binding; protein binding. Gene Ontology annotation, cellular component: signaling receptor complex. Gene Ontology annotation, biological process: cell surface receptor protein tyrosine kinase signaling pathway; multicellular organism development; positive regulation of kinase activity. NCBI's taxonomy places the organism in Eukaryota, Metazoa, Arthropoda, Insecta, Lepidoptera, Papilionidae. The record is from RefSeq and is a predicted model, not a curated record. Bases 408 to 2615 code for a protein of 735 amino acids. The transcript has a single exon.
AAGUUUUUGAUCAUAAUUUUUAUUUUAAAUGUCAAAAUAACGUUCGCAGCAGUUCUGCUUUCGUAAAAAUUCCGUAUUUCCAGGAUUUUCGUAUACUGAUACAGGCACAUAAAAUAGUAUCGUCAACUAAACCAAAUUCAAUAAUUCCAAUACAGUAUAACCAAAACAACACCGCCCGCGCGGUUCGGUUUGUACCGUAUUUAAUCUUUGCAUAGUAAACAAUAAUGCAGUUCCGCAUUGUGAAUUUAUGAAUAUUAUUGAUUUUCUGUUUUUACACUAAGAUAAAAAUGACUGAAAACGUAUAACCAUGACAGUGAGAAUAACUAUUUUUAAGUUGUUUUAUAAAAGUGUUCCAUAGAAGAGUUAUAAAUAAAGGGCGUUAAGCCGUUAACGUCAUACUGCAGUGCAUGAGUCAAUGUCGAGAAUAUACAAUGGGCAAUUGGUGGUUGCUAACCGUAGUGGCAUACCUUUAUCAUUUUAAUUUAGUAAAAGCAGAACGCGGUGAUUACAUUGGAUGUUAUAGAUUUAACGUAAACGAUGCAUUGAACACUCACAGCGGUCAGUCGGCCGACGUCUGUUUGGAAGUUUGCGAAGAAUUAUAUUACAAAUAUGCCCUAUUGGGUAACAAUUCGACAUGUUUCUGUGGCAAUUCACCUGGUCAAUUCGAGCUACCAUCAGAAUCGUGCGAUAUUCCUUGCCCAAAAAAUUCUACGCAAAAGUGCGGCGGUGCUGAUGCGGCCAGCGUGUACGAUACUGAAGUCUCAGCUCCGGGACCACCAGCCUCUUUUAACAUGGUAAAUGUAACUGAGACAACAGUACGAGUCAGUUGGAGCCCGCCUCAAGCUUACUCAAAGAUUACAGGUUACAUAAUCCGUGCAAUAAUUAUAGAAACAUUUGCAGAUUUCAACUUGAUACCUUUAGAAUGGAGAGUUAGUAAUACUACUCUGAAUUCUGAACUAUUAAAUUUGCAGCCCGGUUCAACCUAUAAUAUUAGUAUAGCAGCAAGUAACUAUGAAGAUGAGGGUCCGAACGUGACAAUUAGGAUUGAAACUGUGAUUGGUACACCAAACCCAAGUCCACCAGAUAUUAUUAUAAAAGACAGACGGGGUGACAGAAUGGUGGUACAAAUACCUGAAGCAAGAAAUGUCAAUGGGCCGGUUUCUAUGUAUAGAAUAGUGGUGUCAAUAGAAUUAUAUCAACAAGGGUUUAUUGUCGAAAAUCUUGGAAAUUAUACAUAUGCUAAUGAACAAGGAUAUCCAUAUUAUAUAACAGCUGAAUUGGAUACAGAUGACAUCAAAAAUGACUUUAUAAUUGGUGAUCGCAGUACUUACAAUGGCUUUUAUAAUGCCCCUUUGCCACUCACAAAUGAUAUUGAGGUAUCACUGGGUGUGGUCAGUGAAAAAAAUCAUGUUAGAAAAGUAAGAUAUGCAGAAUCCACAAAGAAGAUAAUUCUAAAUAUAAAUGAACCUGAAGAAUUUUCCCCAUUAGUAGUGGCACUUGGUGCAGCAAUUGCUAUUGGAGUUGUGCUGAUACUGAUUGGAAUCGGUCUACUUAUAAUUCUACGUAAGAAGAUUCAGGUGGCUAGAAUGCAAAGAGGUUCUCAAUCGAUGCCACUGAGCCUGAGCGAACCUUGCAUUGAAAUUGAAAACUCCGGGUUCCUACAGGAUGAAGAUGAAAGAGUUGAUUAUUACGGUAACUUGAAAAGAAAACUUUGGAAUAUACCUAGAAAUCUCAUUGAUAUAAAUAUAUCAUGCAUUGUUGGUGUUGGUAGUUAUGGGAAAUUUACAAAAGGCAGUGUCCAGCAACACGGAGCUCUCACUCCUGGUCUAGUCCAGAUUAUACCUGAUAGAGAACUGGAGAAGACUGACAGGCGUUUAAUGUUACAGGAAUUAGAUCUUUUGAUAAAGUCCAGUGAACAUCAAAAUGUUAUAUCUCUCCUUGGAAUUUGUGAGACAAACACAACAUUAUUUGUUGUCUUACAGGAUUAUAAGCAGACAUUUAAAGAAAUGCUUUUACAGUGUCGCCAGAGAGACCUGCAGAACAACAAAUUUUGUCUUAUAACUGAGAAUAAAGUUAUUCAAAUGUGUGUUGAUGUAGCGUCUGGAAUGGAGUAUCUGCAUUCAAAGAAAAUUUAUCACAAAAAGUUGAGUUGCAGGAAUAUCAUUAUAAGUAACAGUGGAGUGGCGAAAGUUGCCGGUUUCGGACUGUCUCACAUACGUCCACUUCAUGAAACGCCAGAUUACACAAGAUGGAUGUCGCAUGAAAUGUUACGACAGACAAGAUUCAAUCCAAAAGCAGAUAUCUGGUCAUUUGGCUGUUUAAUGUGGGAAGCUUUAACAAUAGGUGCUACACCUUAUCCUAAUACUGUGAAUAAGGAUGUUGCCUCUAGAGUGUUACGUGGCAUGCGUCCGUCUCAACCGUCAUAUGUUAGCGAUGAACUCUUUCAGCUGUGUUUACAAUGUUGGCAGGUUGAUCCUGAUGAAAGACCAGCAUUUACAUCUCUACUCAAUGAACUUACUUCAUUUACUGAUGUACCAGGUAUGAGCAGUCUCAGUUUUACACAUUACAAUGGAUUUGAAUAUGAACCGUAUGUGCCACAAUAUGAAAUUGUUUAAUUUCUUAAUAUAGUUUGCUUGCACAAAAUUAUAUGAUAUCAA